Pleurotus ostreatus (oyster mushroom) is the source of this 216-nucleotide messenger RNA. RefSeq lists its product as uncharacterized. Bases 1 to 216 code for a protein of 71 amino acids. Lineage: Eukaryota; Fungi; Basidiomycota; Agaricomycetes; Agaricales; Pleurotaceae. The record is from RefSeq and is a predicted model, not a curated record. The transcript has 2 exons.
AUGCUCGUCUUGCCUCAGCGCAUCCUCCACUCUAUCCUCUCAGCGCGGAUAAUCCUCCGCGUUCGCGGCGAUGCGCUGAACCGCAAAGCAAUGCUCGUUGAGAGCAUGCCCAUCAGCGAUUCUGUAUUCGCAGGGUCGUGCGUGAUAAUACAAGCAUCGCAAGGUAGGACAGCGGAGUGGUUCGGUGAUCCGUAUAGUCGGUUCGACGAACUAUAA